UUCAACCCUGAUGACUAAAGCUAUCGACACUGUGUGGCGUCGUACUGGAGAUCUGUGAUUUAUCAAUGUGUAUGGUUAUAUUUGCUCCGAUUUUUGCCAUCUGUGCUUUUGCAACAUGUGGAGGAUACUAUGGGCAUCUCCAGGUUAAAGUGGACUGUGCAGGCAGGAGGCCGAGUAACCUCAGCAUCAACAUUGAUUUUGGAUAUCCUUUCAGAUUAAUAGAUGUGCAUUUUAAGGCUCCCUUGUGUGUGGCAAAGAGGGAAGAGAUUAUUUUCCUGGAUGGCAACUUUUCCUCCGCCUCUCAGUUCUUCGUGACUGUGGGUGUUUUUGCUUUCCUGUACUCUCUACUGGCAACCAUUGUCUACGUCUUCUACCAGAACAACUACCUGAAGAACAACAGAGGCCCGCUUGUGGAUUUCGUUGUUACAUCCAUCUUCUCCUUCAUGUGGCUCGUGAGCAGUUGCUUUUGGGCCAAAUCUCUUUCUGAUAUUAAGACAGCCACAAACCCAACACAGGUGCUUCUGCUCAUCUCAGCCUGCAGAGCUCAUGAGAACAAAUGCACGGCCACCCAGGAGCCUCUCUGGUCACGACCUAACACAUCUGUGGUUUUUGGUUUCGUAAAUGUUGUCCUCUGGGUUGGCAAUAUUUGGUUUGUCUUCAAAGAGACAGGCUGGUACAAGACAGGUCAGAGAUAUCCAACCAGAAGUGCUUCUGGGAAACGCCACAGUGAAAUGAGGCAGCGUCUGUACAUUGGGAGCAGCUUCGAGCAGCCGGACGAGGGUUUCGGUCCCCAACUCUCCAGACAAGGCAGCUUCAAUCAGCAGGUCAACAGACAAGUUAGCUUCAACGAGUCACAAGUAAACCUGAGUUUACCGCACGCAUAUCUUGGAAAACCAAUCAUUUAUGACAGGGACAAUAAAGUAGCUUCUCAAGGGCCGAUGAUAGUUGUCAAUGAGAUGUGAUUUUGGGCUGGUACAAUGCUCCAUGUGGAGAACCAGAGAGGGAAAUGAAUCUUAACGUCUAGGUUAAAAGGAAAACACAGAUGGUAUAUUGUUGAGCAUUUCCUGGAUGAUACAAGUUGUACCUUGAAAUUAGAAAUUGUAAUGCAUCACUUGACAGUCAAACUGAGUAGUCAAUGCAACAAUUGAUAAUAAUAUAAUGAUAAUAUAAUAAUAAUAGAAUAACGGGAUAUGUUUGGUCCCCUUUGGAGAAUGGUUGAUUUUAAUCCUACAGUUUUGCCAUAACCCAGGUUGGGGAAUAAACACACAUCCAGCGGGUAAAUUAUCUUGCAGUGAAGAAAUACCAUAUAUAUAUAUAUAUAUAUAUAUGUAUAUCAAAGACAAUUAUUAUAAUCA
This is a messenger RNA of Notothenia coriiceps (black rockcod), 1355 nucleotides long. It is a transcript of the gene synprb, whose product is annotated as synaptoporin b. The transcript has 5 exons. The record is from RefSeq and is a predicted model, not a curated record. Lineage: Eukaryota; Metazoa; Chordata; Actinopteri; Perciformes; Nototheniidae. Bases 66 to 962 code for a protein of 298 amino acids. Gene Ontology annotation, cellular component: synaptic vesicle membrane; synaptic vesicle.